Molecule: messenger RNA, 1764 nt
Organism: Drepanopeziza brunnea f. sp. 'multigermtubi' MB_m1
Lineage: Eukaryota; Fungi; Ascomycota; Leotiomycetes; Helotiales; Drepanopezizaceae
Biological process (GO): mRNA processing
Cellular component (GO): nucleus
Molecular function (GO): U1 snRNP binding; RNA binding
Source: RefSeq, a predicted model, not a curated record
AUGUCCGCUCUCGACGUCGAGGCGCUCCUCGAUUCGACCGCCAACGCCGCUCCAGCUGACCAGAACGGAUCCGCGAAAUUAAAGGAUGCAGAUGAUCGUCAUAAAAAUGAGCGCAACGACCGCCGUGAUCGAGAGCGUACUCGUGAUGGAAGCAGAGACCGUGAUCGCGACCGCAAGCGCCGUGACCGCAGCAGACCCAGAAGAGAGGCCAACGGAGAUAAGGAUCUGAUUGGGACGCCUGGAAGUGACCAUGGCAGUGCUCAGGGAAGUGUCAAGAGUAGGCGCAGAAGCCGAAGCCGUGAAGAAGAUCGCCGACACUCACGCCGCCACAGAGACAGCCCCGACGAAGGUGGCCGGAGAGAUGGUGAUUUUUACAGAGGGAAUGGUCGCACUCGCUCACGUUCCAGAAGCCCAAACAGAUACUAUCGUCCUCGAGGAGAUCGCCGAGACAGAGAUGAUCACGAAGGUGGCAAGCCUAGAGAAGACCGCCGAACCAGAAAUGAGGGACGACGAGCAAGUAGAAGCCCAAAGAGAGAGACUACACCCCCUUUGACUGAGGAUGAGCGUGAUCGCCGCACAGUCUUCGUCCAACAACUUGCUGCUCGUCUUAGGACUAAAGAACUAAUUGCCUUUUUCGAGAAAGUUGGUCCUGUUAAGGAGGCUCAGAUCGUCAAGGACAGAGUCAGUGGUAGAUCCAAGGGUGUCGGCUACGUUGAGUUCAAGAACGAAGAAUCGGUCCCUGCUGCUAUUCAACUCACUGGUCAAAAGCUCCUAGGAAUCCCUAUCAUUGCCCAGCUCACAGAAGCCGAGAAGAACCGCCAAGUCCGCAACCCCGAAGCAACCAGCAGUAACCCGAACCAGAUCCCGUUCCAUCGACUCUAUGUGGGUAAUAUCCAUUUCAGCAUCACUGAAAGCGAUUUGCAGAACGUUUUUGAACCUUUUGGAGAGCUCGAGUUUGUCCAGCUGCAAAAGGAGGAGCAGGGUCGCAGCAGAGGCUAUGGAUUUGUCCAGUUUCGAGAUCCUAGUCAAGCUCGUGAGGCCUUGGAAAAGAUGAAUGGGUUUGAUCUCGCGGGCCGACCAAUUCGCGUGGGUCUUGGUAACGAUAAGUUCACCCCUGAAUCUACCGCCAGCCUUCUCCAGAGAUUCCAGGGACAGAGCCACCAACAACAGUUCCAGGGUUCCGCAUUCUCCGGUGCUGGCGGACGUGGUCCACAAGCAGCCAAUGGAGGCAACUUCGAUCGUGCGGGAGGCCGUGAUAACGAAAAGAGCUCAGGAGGUGCUAGUGCCUUGGAUGACACCGACGUUGGCGGGGUAAACUUCAACAACUAUAGUCGAGAUGCAUUGAUGAGGAAACUUGCCAGAACAGAUGAACCAGCUCCCGCUACCAAGGGCCGUGACGAAAGACGAGAGGUUGUCAAACCAAAGACCGAGGCCAAGGCAUUGCCAGUCAAUGUCAACAUGGCAAGCAGAUGCGUAGUGCUCAAGAACAUGUUCGACCCUGCAGAAGAAGAAGGUGAUUCCUGGGAAAAGGAGUUGGAGGAUGACGUCCGCGCAGAGGCAGAGGAGAAAUAUGGCCACGUUGUUCACAUUUCUCUAGAUCCAAACUCCCAGGGUGACAUCUACCUGAAGUUCGAUCGGGUUCAAGGAGGCGAGAAUGCCAUCAAAGGUCUGAACGGCAGAUACUUUGGUGGGCGGAUGAUCAGUGCUACACCUGUUGUGGAUGCCGUCUACAGCAGUUUGUUUUCUCGAACACGCGCUAUCUAA